CUAGAGCCUUUCCCGGUCAAUGACAAGGUCCAGGUGACGCCAGCCAUUUCUCCUCCAACUGGAAAACCAGUCCCAAUUCUUGAUUUCUUUCAAGGAGCAAGGGCGCAGCAGCCUCCGGUUCCGUCGCCCAACAUGUACUCCUCCGUCGUCCGUUUCCAAAACGCAUUCAGCUUCUUCACCACCGUCGCCUUCGUCGUUGCCGCCUUGAUCGCAUCUACAGACCUGCUCACACCGCGCACUCCAAGCGUGGGCGUUCUCAAACCCACCAAUGUCCAAGUCGUCCGCGGCCGCCCGCAUUACUACUCGUCCAAAAAGGAAGAGUACGCCAUAAUCAAAUUCUCGCUCGACGCCGACCUCUCGUCACUCUUCACCUGGAACACGAAGCAGCUCUUCGUCUACGUGACGGCCGAGUGGCCGUCGGCGGGCGGCUCCGGGUCGGGCCAGAACGCGAGCAACCAGGCCGUCAUCUGGGACAGCAUCAUCACGUCGCCGAGCGCGGACCACCUGGCCAACCUGGGGCCGAUCGCCCUGAAGAAGCUGAAGCGCAGCGCCCAGGGCAAGAGCAUCGAUCCCAGCCGCGGGAAACUUUCCAUCAAGAACCAGCGUCCCAAGUACCAAAUCACACACCCCUCGGGCAAGGUGGCGGAACAGGAGGAUGUGGUAUUGAGGCUGCACUAUAACGUGCAGCCGUGGGUGGGCUUCUUGACGUGGAACCAGGACGUGGAUUUCUGGAGGUGGAAGACGCUGAGGAAUAACUUAAGCAAGAAGUUUACGUUGCCUUCAAUCAAGAAGAAGGACGAGACCAAGAAGGCGGGGGCGUAGAGUCGGCCGGUUCCACGCACGUAGACGCAAUUGGAGCAUGAACUUCUCGAGUCUUUUGAUUGUCUUCCUGCUUGAGAUAUUCCCAAGCCAUCCACUACGCAUAGCUACAUGCAAUAUGAAUAAGGUGUCGCCUUGGGGGGUAUCAUGGGUUUUCUCGCCAUUCUCCUAGCUGGAAGCUAUAGAUCAAGUACAUCU
Molecule: messenger RNA, 1017 nt
Organism: Parathielavia appendiculata
Lineage: Eukaryota; Fungi; Ascomycota; Sordariomycetes; Sordariales; Chaetomiaceae
Product: signal peptidase 22 kDa subunit
Exons: 3
Coding region: 133-822 (229 amino acids)
Biological process (GO): protein targeting to ER
Cellular component (GO): membrane; signal peptidase complex
Source: RefSeq, a predicted model, not a curated record